Lichtheimia ornata is the source of this 2628-nucleotide messenger RNA. RefSeq lists its product as uncharacterized. Gene Ontology annotation, molecular function: protein binding. The record is from RefSeq and is a predicted model, not a curated record. The transcript is spliced from 4 exons. Lineage: Eukaryota; Fungi; Mucoromycota; Mucoromycetes; Mucorales; Lichtheimiaceae. The coding region runs from base 1 to 2628 and encodes 875 amino acids.
AUGUCGCGUUCAUCCGAGAAUAAUAAUCAUACAUCAACUCGCACACGCGUGUUUCCGUUUCGUUCCAGAACAGCAUCAUCAGAGAGGACAUCACCAUCAGACACAUCAGGAGAACAACAAAGCAAACCCAAGAAGCUUAAUUCAUUGUUCCAUUUCAACAAGAUGGAUGACAACGAUUACAACCAGGCACGACAACCCUAUACACCAGGACUAGAAACGAACCAUCGUCAGUAUCCCAAUGGCCGAACUUUGGAUGUGGAUGAUGAUGACGAUCAUUCGGAUAAUGGGACAGUGCAACCUGGAGAAGGACGAUAUACUUUGCGUGUGAUCAACCCUGAUCCUGUAUCUGAUAGCAGCAGCGACGAGGAGGAAGACCAAGAAGAGGAACAAAGACAAUCACACAACAAAAAAGAGGAUCAGCAAAGACCCCAACACUCAAUGGGACAAUCGACGCAAUCAACAACAACUUCACCGCCACCACCUACAACAACGCAUGCAAGACCUCCAUUACCCUCCCCACCAUCAGCCAAGCUUGAAAUUGCAGCACCCACAUUUGACUCGAACGAUCGUCAACAAAGCACCACGGCAUACGUUACACAAUUCUUGUCUACAGCAUCGUCUCCCACCACAUCAUCAUUAUCAUUGGCAAGUAGCAGUGCUCAGCAUACGCAGGUGACAGCAACGGCAACAGCAGCAGCAUCCAUUAGUAGUCGACGUAGUAGUAACCAUGGCAUCAAUAAUAUUACAACACCAGCAACGACGACGCAUGGCUCUAGCAACGUUACUGCUACUGCUACCACGACUGCAGCACCAAGUUUGAAUCGACGGCAAUCGAAAACCUUGCAUGAAAAGCCCGGGUCUGUGGAACUGUUACCUCCUCUUGACUUGGAUCCUUUGGAUUGGAGCACAUUCACCUCCAAUAUCAAAGCUAGCAAGCGAUUAUCCAACAUUCCCCGAGUCGUGCUUGGUCCUGUAUCAUCAUCCACCAUCACCAACAACAACAAUGAGGAAGAGGCAUCAAAGAGCAUUCAAGAUGAUACUGGUGCAACAUCACGACCUACCAUGUUUAUGGAUCAGGAACAGCUUGUGGAAACCCCCUUAACAUUGACACCACGCACAAGUCAAAGUUCAAUGCAACCACGUUAUGAACCACCUACGCCACGCAUGCAACCUAGCUUAUUAUCUCCUAGUGAUAGUGGGAUCAUUUCACCAUCACUCUAUCAAGGUCAACGAUCCAUUGCCACUACCACCCAUGAAAGUGUCCUUACAUCGACAAUGACACGUACCAUGGCACAAUCAAAAUACAGCAAAGCAUCUUUUAGUUUGACCAACAAUCGUGAUGCGCUCAAGUUAUAUCGUGAGAUGGCUGAAAAGACCAAUGAUCCUCAAGUACAACUCAGCUAUGCCAAAUACUUGCUUGAGAUUGCACCUCUCUAUGAUAAGACAACAGCAUCCACAUCAUUCAAUGGUAUCAAAUCUUCCCAGCAUCAACGACGUGAAUCAUCAUCCAUGAACGAAUUGGUGAAACGGGGUCGAGCCAGCCUUACUUAUCAUGGUAUGAGACGAUCCUCAGACUUAGGUGAUUUGGAUUCUGCAAACAAGAAACGAGCAUUGGAAGAAGAAGGGGUUCGAUGGAUACGUCGAUUGGCAAAGCAAGAAGUGGGCGAAGCAGCGUAUUUAUUAGCCGUAUGGAUGGAGGAAUACAAGUAUGGAUGUCGACCCAACCCAUCCAAAGAACAACGAUUACAUGAAAUUGCAGCACGUUCAGGUAUACCCGAAUCCAUGUAUGCCACUGCACAGCAUUUGGAGCAUCAAGGCAAUCAUGCAGCGGCAUUGCGUUAUUACAAGGAAGCUGCUGAAAAGGGGCUUGUGGCUGCUGUUCAUCGUCUAGCUGAAAUCACCCUCCAUGGUGAAUUGGGGCAACGACAAAACAUGACAACAGGCCUAGCUUUACUUGCACAAGCAGCUGAGAGUGCGAAUGAAACAUGUGCCGAGCCAUUGUAUGUGUUUGCGCAAGUCUUAGCCAAUACGUACCCACGUGCUGAUAUCCCGAGUGAAUUGGUGCAAUCGUAUGGUGGUGUGGAUGCUGCCAUGCCUACCUUUGAACGUGCGGCAGCGCUAGGUCAUGCAGGUGCACAAAGUUACAUGGGCUACAUUUAUGAGCAUGGCUUGUAUGGCGUAUCGAUUGACAUGGCCAAGAGCUUUGAGUAUUACGAUAAAGCAGCCAAGGAGGGUCAUGAUGCAAGUGCCAUGCUGGGAUUGGCAAGACUUUACAAUGGUGGUACGCAUGGCCCAGAUGAUUUCGAUGAACAAUGGCGUUGUGAGCAUGAUGUUUCUCGUUGGCUCGAACUCACAGGUCGUAAUGAGGAUGCAUCAUUUUAUUGGUGUCAAUGUGCUACGGAACAAGAAUUGGUCGAUGCAUUCUAUUUGCUAGGAUGGUAUUAUGAAACAGGAUUUGGAACACCCAAGGAUCAUGUCCGUGCACAAUUGUACUACCAACGAGCUGUCAACAAGGGAUGCAGUGACGCAGCUGCACGACUCAAGCAUCUCGAUAUUGCUACCACCACCUCCACCUCCACCACUACCCAUGAACACAGACGCGAUUCACAACAAUGUACCAUCAUGUAA